AUGGCCACAAUGCAUUGCACAACCAGAUCGCUCCUCGCCAGCGUAUUCAACACGCCAGUCGCCCGCGCUCCAACGAUCCCCCCCGCUUUCCUCCUCCCCUCCCUCGCCCUGCACCAAACCUCCUCCUUCUCCACCACCACCAAUCGACAUGCCCGCAAAGACCACAACCGCAAUCGUGGCGUCUCCGCCCUGCGCCGCACAGGUCUCGGUAAAAAGCAGAGGCUCUCCGUCAAGCUCGAGAACCUCCCGAAGCCAGUCCUCGACCCGGCCAAGCGCACCCCCAUCGAAGUGGACGAUGAUCACGGCCUCUGGGACUUCUUUCCACAAGACAAGAAGGCGAUGGCGACACCCGAGGAGAUGAACGCGCAUGGACGCGCGUGGACUGUGGCGGAGCUGAGGAACAAGGAUUGGGAUGAUUUGCAUCGGCUGUGGUGGGUGUGUCUCAAGGAGAUCAAUAGAUUGAACUCGUAUGCCGCGGAGCGCGAGAGGAUUGGAAAUAUGUAUGGCUUGUAUGAGAGUAAUGUGAGGAAGACUGCGAUCAGGAACACGAUGAAGGCUAUCAAGCACACUUUGACGGAGAGGUGGUAUGCUUGGGACAAUGCGCGUGUUGAGGCCAUGAACGAUGAUGAAAUCAAUAUGUAUGCGGAUCUUGACAAUGGAGAGCCUGCAUUUCUGCCAAGGAACGAUGAAUAUGAGGACGCACCAAUAUCACAACAGCAAAGCGCGCGACCCCAAGACUCGACGCUACCUCCGCCUGCGAACCCACAGCCAAGUAGUGAAGCUCGUAUCUGA
This is a messenger RNA of Fulvia fulva, 792 nucleotides long. Its product is annotated as 54S ribosomal protein L4, mitochondrial. Gene Ontology annotation, biological process: mitochondrial translation. The coding region runs from base 1 to 792 and encodes 263 amino acids. Gene Ontology annotation, cellular component: mitochondrial large ribosomal subunit; mitochondrial ribosome. The transcript has 3 exons. The record is from RefSeq and is a predicted model, not a curated record. Gene Ontology annotation, molecular function: structural constituent of ribosome. Lineage: Eukaryota; Fungi; Ascomycota; Dothideomycetes; Mycosphaerellales; Mycosphaerellaceae.